This is a messenger RNA of Bicyclus anynana (squinting bush brown), 1504 nucleotides long. RefSeq names its product hydroxyacyl-coenzyme A dehydrogenase, mitochondrial (gene 3HCD). Gene Ontology annotation, molecular function: NAD+ binding; (3S)-3-hydroxyacyl-CoA dehydrogenase (NAD+) activity. The transcript has 5 exons. Lineage: Eukaryota; Metazoa; Arthropoda; Insecta; Lepidoptera; Nymphalidae. The record is from RefSeq and is a predicted model, not a curated record. Gene Ontology annotation, biological process: fatty acid beta-oxidation. The coding region runs from base 168 to 1100 and encodes 310 amino acids. Gene Ontology annotation, cellular component: mitochondrion.
AUAGUUAGUCUGUGGUUAGUCUAGUCUAUGAGCAACAUUAAAAAUUGAAAUUGAACUUUGGAAUAUUGGAAUUCCUUUUUCAAUUUUUUAUUAUCAGUAAACUUAUCAACACCGGUACUUUGUACUGUUUGUAAUAAAAUAAGUAACGAUAAGUAAUUUCAUAAAUAAUGAAUCAAUUUAGAGUUUUAGCUAGAAAUUUUUCAAGUUCUUCAGCAUUACAAAACACAGUAAAAAAUGUUACAGUUAUAGGAGGAGGGUUAAUGGGAUCAGGGAUUGCCCAGGUAGCAGCUCAAGCAGGUCAAAAUGUCACACUUGUUGACGUCAGUUCUGACGUUCUGGUCAAAGCCCAGAAGUCAAUCGGUGGUAACUUGAGCCGAGUUGCCAAAAAGGUGUAUAAGGAUAAGCCUCAAGAGGGGGAGAAGUUUGUCAGUGAGUCCUUAGCGAGGAUCAAGACAGCUACUGAUCCAGUGCAAGCUGCAGCCUCUGCUGAUUUGGUGGUGGAGGCCAUUGUGGAGAACAUUGGGGUGAAGCAUCAGUUGUUCCAGAAGUUAGAUGAGGCAGCUCCGGCUCACACUAUCUUGGCUUCAAACACAUCCUCUCUUUCCAUCAAUGACAUUGCAUCUGUGGUGAAGAGGAAGGACAAGUUUGGUGGUCUCCACUUCUUCAAUCCAGUACCAGUGAUGCGACUUCUAGAAGUAGUUCGAGGUGCCGAGACCUCUGAUGCUACUUACAAAACUAUGAUGGAGUGGGGCAAGGCGGUGGGCAAGACUUGCAUCACUUGCAAGGACACUCCUGGCUUUGUGGUGAACAGACUGCUCGUGCCGUACAUCGCUGAGGCUGUCAGACUGUUUGAGAGAGGUGAUGCCUCUGCCCGAGACAUUGAUAUUGCAAUGAAACUAGGCGCUGGAUACCCAAUGGGUCCUCUGGAGCUUGCUGACUAUGUUGGUCUGGAUACCACAAAGUUCAUCUUGGAUGGAUGGCACAAGAAGUACCCGCAGGAAACUCUGUUCAAACCUAUCCCUUUGGUAGAUAAACUAGUAUCGGAAGGGAAAUUUGGAGUCAAGUCUGGUGAAGGGUUCUACAAAUAUGAGAAGAAAUAAAGCGGAAAAUAGCUUUUCAGUCAUAUAGUUGGGCAACACAACACAUACGAGUAUUUGUUAUUUUACAAAGUUCAUUAAAGCCUUUUGUGUAAGCCCUUUAUAUUUUAUGUAAAGCUGAUAAUUGUUUGGUUUUGUGGUGUAGUUAAAAUCAGAUCAACCUUCUGCUUUAACUACCAAAUUAAAGAAAAUAAAGCCAAGCUUGAGAUUAAUUGAAUAUUGAGGAAACUGCUUUGAGUGCUACUACUCUGCCUAACUGUAUGAUAACUGUUUUUGAUUAUAUUUUUAGGAAUUGUGGAAUUUACACAGGUUGCUGUUAGAUAUUCUGUUUUGUAUUAAUAUUGUAAGUAUAAAUGUAUUGUGAACAUAUUUUCUUAUACACCCAUAUUAAAAUAUUUAUAUUUUUA